Molecule: messenger RNA, 1440 nt
Organism: Rhizophagus irregularis DAOM 181602=DAOM 197198
Lineage: Eukaryota; Fungi; Glomeromycota; Glomeromycetes; Glomerales; Glomeraceae
Source: RefSeq, a predicted model, not a curated record
AUGGUUGAAAUUAAAUUAAGUGACAAUGUAUUUGAACAAAUAAAAGACUUCAAACAUUGGAAAUUGUCUGAAGAACAAGAAUCGUUAAUUGUUAAACUAAUAACAGACAAAGAAUUAAAAGAACGUUAUAAAAAAUAUGAUUUAUGUGAAGGAUGUAAGCAACCUAAUACUAGCUAUGAAUGGUGCCAGCCAUGUAUUUCUAAUCAUUUUCAACAAAAUUUCAAAAAUUGGACAAGUGGAAAUCAUGACGUUGAUGAAUUUAUUCAAAAAGCACAAUUAAAAGCUAAAGAUGAGGACCAUAUCAUAGAGUGGAUUGAAUAUGAUAAAUUUGAAGAUGUUGAAUAUUUAGCAAAAGGGGGAUUUGGAACUACUUUUAAAGCAGUUUGGAAAGAUGGUCCUUGGAAAACGUAUGAUAUAAGUACUAAACAAUUGGAAAGAGAAAGUUAUACAAAAGUCGCUUUAAAGUGCUUACAUAAUUCACAAGAUAUUUCAGCAGAUUUUUUAAAAGAAGUUGAAUCAAAUAUUUUAGCAUAUAAUACUGCCCUCAUAGUUCGUUGUUUUGGUAUUACCAAAGAUCCAAAAACAAAUAAUUUUAUGAUGGUAAUGGAUUUAAAAAAGGGCAGUUUAAGACAACAUUUAAAUAACAAUUUCAUUUCACUGAAUUGGAAGAAAAAGUUGUAUAGUUUAACUGCUAUUAUACUUGGUCUUAAAGAUAUUCAUGAUAAAGGAUUAAUUCAUAAUGAUUUUCAUUGUGGGAAUAUAUUAAGCAAUUUUAGUAGAAAUGCUUUUAUUACUGAUUUGGGAUUAUGUCAGCCAGCAAAUGUCAAAUCCCCUCAAAAUAGUAAUAAAAAAAUAUAUGGAGUAUUACCUUAUGUAGCUCCUGAAGUUUUAAGAGGAAAAGAAUAUACUCAAGCAAGUGAUAUUUAUGGAUAUGGAAUCAUUGCAUAUGAAAUAUGUACAGGUUUCCCUCCUUAUUAUGAUGUAGCUCAUGAUGAAUUCUUAGCAAUGAAAAUUUGUAAUGGGUUGAGACCAAAAUCUAAUUAUAAAAUUCCUCAAUUAGUUCUUGACAUUAUUAAUCAAUGUUGGGAUGCUGACCCUUUAAAACGACCUAAUGCAGAUGAAUUAUAUGAAUUAAUUGGAGGUUUAUUGAGUGAUAUUCGUCACAAUAGAGUGGAUUCUGUGAUUUAUAAGCAAGUUAAAGAAACAGAUGAUAUUAAUAAAAAGUUAUCUUUUUCAUCACCUUUAUUAAAAUCUACUGGUACUAUAUCAUAUAUGACACAUCCUCAAGCAGUUUACACAAGUAGGCUUUUAAAUUUUAAAGAUCUCCCAGAACCAACAAAUGCUGAUAAUAAUGACGAUUUACUUGGAAUGGAGUAUUCAGAUUCUUUAAAAAUGGAUUUUACUAAACUUGAUAUUAAUUCUAAAGAUGAAAAUAAUUAA